UAUUUGCUUGUCAUCUGGGCUUUCUUACAUUCACACAUAGUGUUGCUACUCGUAUGACAAUUCGAUUGGAUUAUUAUUUCGUAUUUUUUUAAUUAUCACAAAAAUCAACAGUGUUGAACUCGGUUCAUACUUUUCGUUCAGUUUUAGUGUUCAAUUCUUACGUAAACAUCGGCAAUUGUUCAUUUGAUUUUUUUAUCGAAUCUGGUCUGAGAACGAAUGAAAAAUUAAAUAAAUUCAACACAUGAACCGAUUGUGAUUUAAAGAGAACAUUGUUUUCCGAUUGCAAUGGAUUUUAUUUCUCCCAAAUGUUGAGUGAAUAAAGGCAAAUAUUUGUGUUUAAGUAAGAGGUUUAGUGUCAAGGCCAUUGUAUAUUUUGUUAUAAGGAAAAUUAUUUCAAUUUCUAGUUCUAUUACGAUUUUUUUUCGAAUUUACCGACCAUAUUUAUGUGUAUAUGAAAUCACAGACAGUGAUCGACAACUUGAGAUACAUAUUUCAUUUUCAACAUAUUCCUCGAUUUCAUCUUUCUACGAUUCGUACGAAUUAGAUGAGUUUUACGUGCUAAUGAGUCAGUCGAAUAUUCAUCAUCUGUAAUCGAAACGACAAAGGUCAAUUUGAAAAUUUUUCAUCCAAGUACCAUCAACUUAUACUCUUGCGAAUAUAUAAAGGAAAAAAAUCAUAGUGAAUUUCUUGUGCUAAAUCUGGAAAACACUGAACAUAUAAUUGAAAAUGUUGCGUGCAACGAUGAAAAUUCCUUCGAGCUUAGCGCUAGAAUGUACCUUAAAAAAAGUACCAACGUCCAUAACGGAUGGUACUAUGCGAAAAACUUUAUCGGUGUCGGCAACAAACACAAAACGAUUUGUCAUCAACGAUCAUUACGAAUUUGACCAGAAGGUGGUGAACAGUGAUAAUCCAGUUAUUGUCAAUUUUCAUGCCGAAUGGUGCGAUCCAUGCAAAAUUCUAACACCCAAAAUGGCGGAACUUUUGGAACCAUUGGAUGAUAUUGACCUAGCUGUGGUGGAUGUUGAUUCGAAUAUCGAUCUUGUCAACACAUUCGAGGUGAAGGCUGUGCCUGCAAUAUUGGCUUUUCGCAACGGUGUCGUUGUUGAUAAAUUCAUCGGUUUAGUGGACAGCACUAUGAUUGAAAAUUUAAUUAAAAAACUGAAGAAAAAAAAGGAAUCUUAAAAUUGAGCUUGGUGAUUUAGCAUAAAUGGAGAAACACACUAGUUUAUUUAUUUUUCCUGAAAAAAAAAAAAAUAUUUAUUCUAAAAUUUAGUUUCUCCACUUAAAAAAAUACAAACAGUGUACAAAACGCAUUGUAAAAGAAGAUUCAAAAAAAAUCUUAUUAUUUUUUACAUUUAAUUGAGACUUAUUGAAAGUUGAUUUAUAAUUAUUAUAUCAUGCAUUGUGCAUUCUAUUGCAUAUUUUAUCACCAUUAAAAAAAUUGUUUUGCUCACGAACAAAGACUAUGGUGGUUAUUUUAGAAUGUGUUGAAAUUAUCUAUGCUAAACCAGGAAGAAUCGUUCUUGUUUUGUUUUCGUUUUUUUUUUCAAGUAUCCUUUCUUAUUCAAAUAAGUGCAAUCAACUUGUUCUAAUAAGUUUAGCUAAAGGAAGCUAGAUUUGCCAGAAAGCCAAUUAAUGCGAAAUAUUUGUGUAAAAACUGUUGAUUCAGUUAAACUUAAUCAAUCUUUACUUUUAACUAUGAAGACAUAACCAUACAAUGUUGCUAGCUAGCUAUCUAUAUCAGCUAUUGCUAUAGGGAUAUAUGAUUGUCCGAGAAUGAAUGUGAGUCUUCUCGUGAGAGUUUAUUGAAAUGUAACACCGCCAUACAGAAAUUGC
Molecule: messenger RNA, 1836 nt
Organism: Contarinia nasturtii (swede midge)
Lineage: Eukaryota; Metazoa; Arthropoda; Insecta; Diptera; Cecidomyiidae
Product: thioredoxin, mitochondrial
Exons: 4
Coding region: 727-1182 (151 amino acids)
Cellular component (GO): cytoplasm
Molecular function (GO): oxidoreductase activity, acting on a sulfur group of donors, disulfide as acceptor
Source: RefSeq, a predicted model, not a curated record